AUAUAUAAUCUUUACUUCUUCCAUUUUCCUUCCUAUAAUUACCUUAGCUUCUUUUCAGUUAAUUCAUUCCCAUCAACUCAUUAUUCAUCUUCCCAAAGCUUUCUUUGCCAGUCCUGUCUUUCUCAAACUCUUCCCCACUUUCCAUUAUAAUGUCAUAGCUUUCUUUUCUCCAUAACAUAUCUUAACUAUAUAAUAUGCAAACUUUUCACUCAAAAAAUCAGUAUACAAUACAUCUUAUUACUGUUAAUUCCUGUUAUUGACACUACCAAACUAAGCUUAGUCUUCAUCAAAGAAUAUUGCACAAACACCUCCAUUUUCUCAACCCUUCUACUUCACUAAUACCCUUUGCUCAAAAAAAUUGAAAAUGACCUAACAAAAUAUUACACUUCCCUAUACCAACUAUUUGAAAAGAAAGAAGCUCAUACUAUUGUUCAUUCUAAGUACUCUUUCCUUUUGAAAUUUCCCUUUCAUUAGCUAGACAAUCACACAAACACUUAAUUAAUAGUCUAGAUCACUAACAGCCAAAUGUCGAACACCUCUACUUUCGACUAUUCUUUUAGUCUAUCUAGUUACCUGAUCGACGAUAUAAAUGAUCAAAAUUACAUAUCAUCAGAAGAACAUACCACAAAUUACCUUACAUCUUAUUAUCAUUUACCUUCUCCAUUAUUUUAUCAUGAAAUGGAUAUUUUUGAAAACACUUUUGGGAACAAUGAGUUUUCAAAUAUCUGUCAAGAACACUUAAUUGUUAAUGAUCAUAUUGAUGAUGAAAAGAACAAGAACAAGAACAAGAACGAGUCUAUUAUUGUUAUGGAUGCAGAAGAACAUACUACUACUACGACUACUACUAAGAAUUAUUCAUCUAGCCAUGGAAUAAGCUUGAAGAAGAAGAGAUCUUCAAAUAAAGAUAGGCAUAGUAAGAUUAAGACUGCUCAUGGGUUACGAGAUAGAAGAAUGAGACUUUCUCUUCCGGUUGCUCGCCCUUUCUUCGAAUUACAAGAUACAUUAGGGUUUGAUAAAGCUAGUAGAACUGUUGAAUGGUUGUUAAUGAAGUCUAAAUCCGCCAUUGAUGAGCUGUUUCAAUGCAAAAAUGGAAGCCCAAGUAGUGUUACUAAGUGCCCUAGAUCUUUUACUUCGGAUGAUUGUGAGGUAGAAUCGGUUAUUAUUCAAGAAAAUGUCGAAAAUUCGAAGGCGAAGAAGAGAUCAUCCACAUGUGUUAAGAAAUAUGAGGCUAAGAAGAGAACUACAAAAGAAGAAAGGAAACAAGCAAGAGAUAGGGCAAGAGAAAGGACUUUAGAGAAGAAACAAAGUAGAAAGGUUGAGGAAGGUGGAACAAGUUUUGGUUUAGGUAGGGAAGAAGAUCAUGUUAAUGAAGCUCAUAUAUGUGGGAAUUGGAACCCAUUGAUGUCAUCUUUGAGCUAUCAACAAAGUAUGGAUGCUUCCCAAAUUGUUCCAAGCUACCAAAUUCGGACGCAUCCCAACAUGGUGAGAGGUACACAUUAAAAAAAAAACUUUGGACAUGGUUGCACGACCGUAGAAUGCAAGGAAAUUGAUCUUGAAGGCGGAUGAUUAAUGCAUUUCUUAGAGUUUAGCUUAGGCGUACGUACGUUGAGUCAUAUGUAAUGUUUGACGACGUCUUGCGUAGUGGAUUUAGUGCAAGACCAGGUUGUUUGUUCUGUUAGGCGACCCGUCCUUGGUAAGGAAUGACCACACCAUUUGUCCAAUAAUUCUGCUCUUGUGAGUGUGGUGAGUAGUGACCACUCUAUGUGGAAGUACUCUUCUUUUCUAAGGGCUUUGAUUCAUACUCAUCAAAAUUCUUCAUAUUUUACAAUUGAAAUAUGAAGCUAAUUAAACUACUAGUCUUAUUGGUCAU
This is a messenger RNA of Amaranthus tricolor (Joseph's coat), 1870 nucleotides long. RefSeq names its product transcription factor TCP12-like. The transcript has 3 exons. NCBI's taxonomy places the organism in Eukaryota, Viridiplantae, Streptophyta, Magnoliopsida, Caryophyllales, Amaranthaceae. The coding region runs from base 526 to 1500 and encodes 324 amino acids. Gene Ontology annotation, molecular function: sequence-specific DNA binding; DNA-binding transcription factor activity. Gene Ontology annotation, biological process: regulation of secondary shoot formation. Gene Ontology annotation, cellular component: nucleus. The record is from RefSeq and is a predicted model, not a curated record.